Malus domestica (apple) is the source of this 633-nucleotide messenger RNA. RefSeq names its product transcription elongation factor SPT4 homolog 1-like. Gene Ontology annotation, biological process: transcription elongation-coupled chromatin remodeling; regulation of transcription elongation by RNA polymerase II. Lineage: Eukaryota; Viridiplantae; Streptophyta; Magnoliopsida; Rosales; Rosaceae. Gene Ontology annotation, molecular function: zinc ion binding; RNA polymerase II complex binding. The record is from RefSeq and is a predicted model, not a curated record. Gene Ontology annotation, cellular component: DSIF complex; nucleus.
AUUUAUUUAUUUUGGACGACCGAAAAAAGAGUGCAGUGGUGGUUGUUACUUUUGCUGAAAGAAGAUGAGGAACGCGCAACCGGAACCGGCCCAGAUUCCGACGAGCUUCGGCCACGAGCUUAGGGCUUGCCUCCGUUGCCGCCUCGUCAAGACCUACGAUCAGUUCAGAGAACAUGGAUGCGAGAACUGCCCUUUCUUCGACAUGAACGACGACAACGAGCGCAUCGUCGAUUGCACCACUCCUAACUUCAACGGGAUCAUCUCGGUAAUGGAUCCGAGUAGGAGUUGGGCUGCGAGGUGGCUCCGAAUUGCAAAAUUUGUUCCUGGUUGUUACACGCUCGCUGUUUCGGAGACUCUUAGCGAGGACAUGAAGAACAUGUGCGAAGAUGCUCAGAUGCAAUACGUGCCGCCGAAGCGUGUAUGAGCGACGUGAUGAUCGGACCAAAAAAUGAACAAACCCCGUCAGAAACCGUCUGGAAGACUAGAAGCGAAUGCCUUUUUUGUUAUUUUAAAUGAAAACAGUUGGUUGUUAAAACUUGGAAGUGAAGGAACUUUCUGCCAGCGUGGUAAGAACAGCAGCUUGUAAUAUAUUUAUUUUUGGGAAAGUAUCUCCUUCGGGCGUUUAGCGCAAAA